This is a messenger RNA of Caenorhabditis sp. 36 PRJEB53466, 2103 nucleotides long. NCBI's taxonomy places the organism in Eukaryota, Metazoa, Nematoda, Chromadorea, Rhabditida, Rhabditidae. The record is from the annotation of a GenBank genome assembly.
AUGAUACCAAUGUCGUUGUUGGUGUCGAAUUUGAACACAGGUCCCGAGAAAAUCGCAAUACUGUUCUAAACGUUUGUUUUUUUAGUAUGGCGUCAAAAAAAUCCGGUAAUCAUGCUCUCAAUGGUCCGUUGUCUAUCGUCAGAAGUGCCGCCCACACAAGACGACGAUUUUCCGCUGUCCAAAAGGAAAUUGAAGCGAUUGUUCAAGGUUUUCGGAUUUUUACCGGAAAAAAAGAAAAGAGAUUUUCAGGUGGCACAAUUAUCCAAAAAGUCUCGUUCCUAUGAGAAUGACAAAAUUGACAAGCUGAGUGCUAUGGCCGAGUUUGGGUUGAAGUGAGAUUUCGAGAAAUCUUGAAAAAUGUCGCAUUCCCGGGCAAAUUUUUAGAGAAACAGACUUGGCGGAUCUUCCUUCACAAGUGCGUCCGGUCCUCAGCCAUCAUCACCACGAAGGGAAGAACAGUCUCCAACUGUACGCGCUCACAGAAGUCUAUCACAAAGCGCUCAAGGUGCACGGAUCUUCGGAAGCCCUCGAGGCGCACCGCCGUCCGCUCGUCGCGAUGCGGAAAGAGCUGACGGACGCGGAACGCAUGCGGAUGCGGAUGCGAGUGGAGACGACGAAUCAGCACUUGGGCGCUGAUCGCGUCGUCGCCAUCGCUUUUACCCUCAAUUUCUGUGAUAUGGCCAUGAAAUUUACGGGUAUGGGUCUUUGAAUUAAAACAAUUAUGAGUAAAAGUGUGAUUGCAGCCGCCUACCUAACCGGCUCGAAAUCCUUGUUCGCCGAGGCCAUUCACAGUCUGAUGGACACGUGCAACCAACUGAUUCUCCUGCUCGGAAUAAGGUACUCGGCCAAAAACCCGGAUCUGCUGUUCCCUUACGGUUACGGUAACAUGCGAUACGUGACGUCGUUGAUUUCCGGUUGUGGAAUUAUGGCGUUCGGUUGCGGACUGUCCAUGUACCACGGAAUCAGCGGACUGCUCCAUCCGGAACCACUCGAGCCGCUCACUUAUGCGUAUUACGCACUGUUCAUGUCGCUUUGCUUCCAAGGAACGUCGGCGAUCACCGCCUAUCGGGAGGUGUUCGCAAAGGCCAAAAAGGCCAAUAUCAGCAUAUGGAAUUAUGGUAAUUUUUGAUUUUAUCAAAAGAAUUCGAUUAACUUGGUCAUUUUUCAGUGCGCACGUCCGCCGAUCCGUCGCUCAACGUCGUUCUUCUUGAGGACACCGCCGCAGUCACAGGAGUACUACUUUUCUUUGCAAUGUUUUAGAAAAGUACAAUAUUUUACCAGGUCGGAGUGGCCCUGGCCGCCAUCUCCCUCUCUUCGUUUCUCAAUUCGCCGAUUCCCGAUUGCUGCGGAUCAAUUGUGAUCGGAGGACUUUUGGGUAACAUUUUCUACAUUUUACGAGAAAAAGUGCAAAAAUUCGCAGGCACCGUCGCCUCGUUCAUCAUCCGAACGAACGCGGCGCACUUAGUCGGACGGAGUCUUCCGCAACGAAUAACCGACGACAUUGUGGCCAGAUUGAACAAUGAUCCCAUGAUAAGGUGCGUACUAUUUCUUUCAUAGGUGCGGGAUAUUUGAGAAACGCCGAAACACUUUUCCGACCUGGCAGUCGGAUUGAAAUUCCCGAACCAGCGGCAAUCAUAACUUUUUUUUUCGAACCAGGUCCCUUCCACUCGCCUGUUCCGAACUGCCGACACUCAUCUCAAAACACCUAUGAUUUCGUUGAAUUUUCUACGAUUUUUUUCCAAAUUUCAGAUCGGUUCACGACGUGAAAGCGACUUGUUUGGGCGUUGAGCAGAGCCGUUUCAAAGCGGAGCUCGAUUUUGACGGAAGAAUGAUCACGAGGGCGUAUUUGCAGGAGGGAGUCCACAUUCCCGUUGUUUUGCAGGUACAUUUUGACGUGAUUCUUUUCGUUGGAAAAAGCUAAUUUUCAAACAAAUAUAUUCGCAGGAAGUGAAAAAGAUCGAAACGGAAGACCAGCUGGUCGUAUUCAUGGAGCAUCACGGCGAGAAAAUCAUCGAUCGUUUGGGUGACGAAAUCGACCGAAUCGAGGGCGAAAUCACGAAAAAGCACCCGGACAUCCGACACGUCGACCUGGAAGCCCUUUAG